CUGCCUUGUUUGAGGUUGCAUUUCUCCUAUUGCUCCAGUGAUUCCUAAUAAUAAGUGAAUGCAGGCCUGGUCAAUCCAAUCUCUUCAUCACAGUUCCACCAUCCCAGGAAUUGGUCUGGUGAACCUCUUUUGCACUCCCUCGCUGUCAAGUAUAUCUUCUUUGGUAAGAAGACCAAAACAGCACACAUUACUCCAGGUGUGGUCUCACCAAGGCCCAGUAUAAUUGUGGACGAAAUCAUUCCAAGGAAUCAAUGAACCUCAGUAAUAAGGAUGGCCUCUUCAUUUAGAAGAUACUUGUGGCUUUGUUCCAAUCAUCAACUCAUUUCCAAGAACUGGCAGCCGAAGAGACUUUUAGUGAGUGCCUCUGUACUCAGCAGAGAAAUGUCCCUUAAGCAGAAGGGCCUGGAGAUAUUUCAGACUGCAAUCAAUACCGUUUCACCUCAAAACAUAAUCAAGAAUAAUAUUAGUGUGGAAGGAGAGAGGCUCCUGAUACAAAAUCAGUCUUUCCCAGUCCAUAAAAAUGUCCACCUUGCUGGAUUUGGGAAGGCAGUGAUGGGAAUGGCAGCUGCUGUGGAACAGAUACUAGGAGACCACUUGGUCCAAGGAGUGAUCAGUGUUCCUCUUGGAAUUCAGAAGGUUCUUCGUCUGGCUGGAAAAGAGGAUAUGCUUUUAAGACCUCAGACAAAAAUACAGGCAAUGGAAGGAGCCCAACAUAAUCUUCCUGAUGAGAAUGCUUUAAAGGCAGCAAACUGUAUCCGUAACUUAGCAGAAGAACUUACUGAAAAUGACUUGUUACUUGUGCUUAUCUCAGGAGGGGGAUCUGCUUUGUUACCAGCUCCUAUCCCCCCUAUCACUUUGGAGGAGAAACAAUACCUGACGAAACAACUUGCUUCUAAAGGUGCAACAAUUCAGGAACUCAACACAGUUCGCAAGUCACUCUCUCUGCUGAAGGGUGGAGGUUUGGCAAGAGCUGCCUACCCUGCACAGGUGGUGAGCCUUAUUCUAUCUGAUAUUAUUGGUGACAAUUUGGAGUUCAUAGCUAGUGGCCCAACUGUACCUAACCUGCAAAGUAAGGAAGAUAGUUGCAAGAUUUUGUCAAAGUACCACUUGUUAUCAUCCAUGCCAAAAUCUGUGAAAGAAGUUCUGUCUCAGCCUAGCACAAGAAUGGACCAAAAGGAAACCCAAGAUUUUGCUCAUGUUUUCAAUUUUAUUGUGGGAUCAAAUGCAAUUGCCUUAGAGGAAGCAAAAUGCAAAUCUGAAAGCUUGGGUUACAAGAGUUCUAUCCUGUCUACUGGAGUGAGCGGAGAUGUCAGGCUUGUGGCCAGACUAUAUAGUCUAUUGAUCAGAUAUGUGUGCUCUGUUCUGGCAGCUCACAGUUCAAGAUGUGUACAGGCAACCAGUCUGAAAGAUGAGAUGCUGCAGGUCAUUGGAAAUUUGGAGCUUCCUGAUUUCCGAUUGGACAGCUGUUUGGAGCUCUUGGAGAACAUGCUGAGCUCUGGGAAACCAAUAUGCCUUUUGGCAGGAGGUGAAACUACGGUUCAGCUGCAGGGCAGAGGGAAAGGGGGUCGAAAUCAGGAGAUGGCCUUACGUGUGGCCUUGGAACUGCACCAAGCAAAGUCAAAAAUUCCACAGGAUCCCUUAACAAAGCCUGAAAUUAUUUUCCUUAGUGGUGGGACCGAUGGACAAGAUGGACCUUCCGAAGCUGCUGGGGCAUUCGCUUACACUGAACUGGUUGAAAAAGCUUUCCGUGAAGGGCUUAAUGUAGAGGACUUCUUAAACAACAACGAUUCCUUUACUUUCUAUAGCAAGUUCAAUAAAGGAGCAGAUCUAAUCAUGACAGGCCUGACAAGUACCAAUGUCAUGGAUGUACAGGCAAUUAUUAUUCAAUCAAAGGAAACUUAAGUAUUACCUUUUUGCUAAACUGAGGAGACAAAUAAAGUGAUUUUUAAAGAUUGUGAACUUUUUCUACUAUUUCUAAUUCAUGAACAACAGAAAUAAUUUCUGUAC
Messenger RNA from Pristis pectinata (smalltooth sawfish), 2007 nucleotides. It is a transcript of the gene glyctk, whose product is annotated as glycerate kinase. Lineage: Eukaryota; Metazoa; Chordata; Chondrichthyes; Rhinopristiformes; Pristidae. The record is from RefSeq and is a predicted model, not a curated record. Gene Ontology annotation, cellular component: cytoplasm. Gene Ontology annotation, biological process: protein phosphorylation. The transcript has 6 exons. Bases 271 to 1902 code for a protein of 543 amino acids. Gene Ontology annotation, molecular function: glycerate kinase activity.